UUGCAUAACAAAACAUAUGACGUAACACAUUGAUGUAACGAGAGUAAAUAGUCAGAUUUACAAUGGAAAACAUGUGACUGAAAGAUGAGUCAUUUAUAUAAUACUUAAACCAGAAUAUCAGGUUGAAGAUGACGGCAGCAGAUUGUUGGACAUAAUAUUUAAUAAAAGUUGCUUCUGAUGGGUCACAAGCUAUUUGGGCGACACAUCACAUAUUUGUGACGUUCAAAGCUUUUCCCCACCUUCUCAUCUUUAAGUUUUGAUUUCACCGAAUGAGCAGCAUAAGCAAAAGACGUAUGUAAACAAAAUAUGCAAAAUAUGCAAAAUGUGUUGCUCUUUCUUUUCACUCUAUAGUAUACACUUACUGCGACCUACUAUAGGCAUAUUGUGCAUUAUUGACGCUAUACCAACUUGUUUUUUACACUUAUCCUAUACUGUUAUCAGCACUCAGGUUUCAGCUGGCACAACACCGCUUUCGUCUCACACAAUAACUCAAGUCAGUGGGUUAGUAGUAGAAAACUGAUGGAUGAGAGGAUUAAACACCUGAGCAUUAUAAGAACAUCUGUGCACUAAAGGCUGUAUUUUACCCCAAGAUCGUGAUUCUACAUUGAGACCAUGGCCACAUCUUUAAAACUUGUCACAUGGAACACUUGUGGAGUUAGAGAAACGGCUGAAGUUCCUGAGAAACGUAAAAAGAUUCUAGAAACACUAACGAAACUUCAAUCAUCUGUUGCAUUUAUUCAGGAGACACAUAUUGGUGUCAAUAAUGUUGACUGUGUUGACAAAAUUUCAGGUUGGGAAUCAUUUUUUAGUGUUCACCAUCCACGUAGCAAAGGUGUUGCAAUACUGAUAAAGGAUAAUUUAUCAUUUGAGCUCAUAAAUUCUGACAUGGACCCGACUGGUAGCUACAUUGUACUUAUCUGCAAAUUACUUGGGAAGUGCUUCACUCUGGUUAACGUAUACAAUCAUGUAAAAGAACACAAAGUCCUACAGCGUCUAUCUGAAUAUCUUUGUCAGAUUGCCCAAGGUAUAUUGAUAGUUGCAGGGGAUUUCAAUACAAUUGUAAACACAGAUCUUGACAGAGAGUACCAAACCGGACAUACAGAACCACUCAGACCUUAUCUUGAAGAAUUCAUAUCUUCUUUAAUGCUUAUAGACGUCUGGGGAUGUUUACAUCCUUACACGUGUGAUUCAUUUACUAGGUAUCCAUGGAAAUCAUCCAACAAGGAAAUGGCACUCAAGAAAAAGAAAAUCCAAAAGACCAAACCAGUGAAACAGUCAAAAGAUCGUCCAAGAAAAAAAAGAACUCACAAAAGUGCAUCAAGGCUAGACAUGAUCCUUAUGCCACGUAAUACUGUGCAGUUUGUUCAGAGUUGUGAAAUAUACACAUGUAAAACUGGUUAUAUUUCAGAUCACCACCCUGUAGUUUUGAGUAUGCGUUUGCCAAAACCACACUGCACUAAACCAAUUUUUCAAGGGAUCAGGCAAAAAAGUUCUAGGAUGAAAAGGCCUUUAGAACGAAAAGCAGGUGAAAUUUGUGAAGCAGAAGUUUUGAAAGCUUUAAUGUCUCUUGUAGAAUAUGAAACACCACUUAGCGAGAAACUUGAAAAUUUCAAGAGUAACAAAGGGCAAAAAGCAAAAGAACUUAAAGCCAUUUUCAACAAAAUGACCAGAGAAGGCAUGCCAGUAGGUUUCACUGACAGUUUAGAAAAUAACGGAUGGCAUGUCUUUAGAAUAGAGUACAUGAUACUUGCCACAAUAUUUACUAGGCGACUGGAAACAUUCCUUCAGCCAUCUUUCAAAACAAAAACUAUUGAAAUUGAUUAUGAACACUUUGUUGUUAUUAGCUUUUGUGAAAAACCGCAAAAAAUCAAAGGAAACUUUUUAAAACAGGCAUUCUCAUCAGUGAAGCAGAUUCAUCCUUCACCCCCACAUGACUUCAGGAUUGUGGAAAAAAUGCUUCCAAGCACUGACGGAUAUAGACUGCUUAGAGAGGGCUGUCCUCUCACACCAACUCUCCUUACAUUGUCUCUGAAACACCUAGCCAGGACCUUAAAGGAUGUUUUGAAGAAAUCUGUUGUUGAUGUGUGUCAUCAUAGGAAAUGCAUUACUGUCUACAUGCAAGCUCAUCAAUAUCUCACCUUAAAACAAAAGAUUCGAGAAUUUCGGUCAGCAUCUGGGAUUUCUCUUUUACCAAAAGUUGGUCGUGUUUGGCGACAAAAAAGCAUCAAAAUACCCAGCGUCCAAAACCAAAUCACUGAGGGCGAAAAUAGUGAUGGUGCUCACUAAAAUGUUUGUGCUGUAUAUAUUUUCUAACUGUUAAUAGCUUAAUCUAAAGGUGCAUUUACAUUUUUUGGGAGUUCUUAGCACCCUGAAGCAACCCCAUAGAACCGAGUCUGAAAAUACACACACUGUAAAACAUUUUUUGUGCCUUAAGUUUUUAUGAAAUUGUCUUUAUAAGUCAUUUCAAUUUACUUA
Messenger RNA from Triplophysa rosa, 2475 nucleotides. RefSeq lists its product as uncharacterized. The transcript is spliced from 2 exons. The record is from RefSeq and is a predicted model, not a curated record. Lineage: Eukaryota; Metazoa; Chordata; Actinopteri; Cypriniformes; Nemacheilidae. Gene Ontology annotation, biological process: base-excision repair. Gene Ontology annotation, cellular component: nucleus. Bases 613 to 2286 code for a protein of 557 amino acids. Gene Ontology annotation, molecular function: phosphoric diester hydrolase activity; double-stranded DNA 3'-5' DNA exonuclease activity; DNA-(apurinic or apyrimidinic site) endonuclease activity.